Penicillium canescens is the source of this 1080-nucleotide messenger RNA. RefSeq names its product NAD(P)-dependent alcohol dehydrogenase. NCBI's taxonomy places the organism in Eukaryota, Fungi, Ascomycota, Eurotiomycetes, Eurotiales, Aspergillaceae. The coding region runs from base 1 to 1080 and encodes 359 amino acids. The record is from RefSeq and is a predicted model, not a curated record. Gene Ontology annotation, biological process: alcohol metabolic process. The transcript is spliced from 2 exons. Gene Ontology annotation, molecular function: alcohol dehydrogenase (NADP+) activity; zinc ion binding.
AUGAGCACCGAUUACAAGUUUGAAGGUUGGGUGGGUCUCAGCCCCGAGGCUGCCAACGGAAAGAUGGUCUGGCAGGAAUUCGAGCCUAAGCCCUGGGAGGAGACCGAUGUCGAUAUCAAGGUCACUCACUGUGGUAUCUGUGGCUCUGACUUGCACACUCUGCGCAGUGGAUGGGGUCCCACCAAUUAUCCCUGCUGCGUCGGCCACGAAGUUGUCGGUACCGCCGUCCGUGUCGGCUCCCAGGUCAAGGGCGAUAUCAAGGUUGGAGACCGUGUUGGUGUCGGUGCUCAGAGCGGUGCUUGCCAGAACAAGGACGGUGACUGUGAGGCUUGCGCUGCGAAGCUUGAGCAGUAUUGCAACAAGAUGGUUGGCACCUACAACGGUACCUAUGCCAACGGCGGCAAGUCGUACGGCGGUUACUCUCUGUACAACCGCUCUCCCUCCCACUUCGUCAUCAAGAUCCCCGACGCCAUUUCCUCAGCCGAUGCCGCCCCAAUGCUCUGCGGUGGUAUCACUACCUAUUCUCCCCUGAAGCAGAACGGCUGCGGUCCCGGAAAGUCUGUCGGUGUUGUUGGUGUUGGUGGUCUCGGUCACUUUGCCAUUCUUUUCGCCAAGGCUCUUGGUGCGGACCGUGUUGUUGCCAUCUCGCGCAAGUCGGAUAAGAAAGAGGAUGCUCUGAAGCUCGGUGCUGAUGACUUCAUCGCCACUGGUGAGGACGAGGACUGGGUUACCCGUCACGGUCAGUCUCUCGACCUGAUCAUCUCGACUGCAUCCUCUUCCAAGAUGCCCAUUGCCGGCUACUGCAGCCUGCUCCGUUACCGCGGUACCUUCGUUCAGCUCGGUGCCCCCGAGGAUGGUGGUCUUGAGAUCCCCGCUUUCGUCCUGAUCAUCAAGGGUAUCAAGCUUGGUGGUUCUCUCAUUGGAAGCCCGGAUGAGAUCCGUGAGAUGCUGGAUCUCGCUGCUGCUAAGGGUGUCAAGCCUUGGAUCCAGGAGCGCCCCAUGAAGGAUGCCAACCAGGCUAUCCUGGACAUGAACAACGGUGACGCUCGUUACCGCUAUGUUCUGGUCAACGAUUGGUAA